This is a messenger RNA of Eptesicus fuscus (big brown bat), 3988 nucleotides long. RefSeq names its product golgi glycoprotein 1 (gene GLG1). NCBI's taxonomy places the organism in Eukaryota, Metazoa, Chordata, Mammalia, Chiroptera, Vespertilionidae. Gene Ontology annotation, molecular function: fibroblast growth factor binding. The record is from RefSeq and is a predicted model, not a curated record. The transcript has 26 exons. The coding region runs from base 5 to 3568 and encodes 1187 amino acids. Gene Ontology annotation, cellular component: Golgi membrane.
CAAGAUGGCGGCGUGUGGACGUGUACGGAGGAUGUUCCGCUUGUCGGCGGCGCUGCAGCUGCUGCUGCUGCUCGGGGCGGCCCGGGCCGAGAAACUACCGGGCCAGGCCGCCCACGGCCAGGGCCAGGGCCCGGUGCCCAACUUUGUGCUCCCUGGGGGGCAGGGUGGAGGCGGCGGACCGGCGGGGCAGCAGCUGCUCCAGGUGCAGCCACAGCAGCAGCAGCAGCAGCCACAGCAGCAGCAGCAGCAGCAGCAGCAACAGCAACAACCACCUCAGCCGCCGCAGCCACCUUUCGCGGCGGGUGGGCCUCCGGCCCGGCGGGGCGGAGCGGGGCCCGGCGGGGCCGGCGGGGGCUGGAAGCUGGCGGAGGAAGAGUUCUGCAGGGAGGACGUGACCCGAGUGUGUCCCAAGCACACCUGGAGCAACAACCUGGCGGUGCUCGAGUGCCUGCAGGACGUGAGGGAGCCUGAAAAUGAAAUUUCUUCAGAUUGUAAUCAUUUGUUGUGGAAUUAUAAGCUGAACCUAACUACAGAUCCCAAAUUUGAAUCUGUGGCCAGAGAGGUUUGCAAAUCUACCAUAUCAGAGAUUAAAGAAUGUGCUGAUGAACCAGUAGGAAAAGGUUACUUGGUUUCCUGCUUGGUGGAUCACAGAGGCAACAUCACGGAGUACCAAUGUCACCAAUACAUCACCAAGAUGACGGCCAUCAUUUUCAGUGAUUACCGUCUAAUCUGUGGCUUCAUGGAUGACUGCAAAAAUGACAUCAACAUUCUGAAAUGCGGCAGCAUUCGGCUUGGAGAAAAGGAUGCACAUUCACAAGGUGAGGUGGUAUCAUGUUUGGAGAAAGGCCUGGUGAAAGAAGCAGAAGAAGGAGAUCCCAAGAUUCAAGUCUCUGAAGUCUGCAAGAAAGCCAUUCUCCGCGUGGCUGAGCUGUCCUCAGAUGACUUUCAUUUAGAUCGGCAUUUAUACUUUGCUUGCCGAGAUGAUCGGGAGCGUUUUUGUGAAAAUACACAAGCUGGUGAAGGCAGAGUAUAUAAGUGCCUCUUCAACCAUAAAUUUGAAGAAUCCAUGAGUGAAAAGUGUCGAGAAGCACUAACAACCCGCCAGAAGCUGAUUGCCCAAGAUUAUAAGGUCAGUUAUUCAUUGGCCAAAUCCUGUAAGAGUGACUUAAAAAAAUACCGGUGCAAUGUGGAAAACCUUCCCCGGUCCCGGGAAGCCAGGCUCUCCUAUCUUCUGAUGUGUCUGGAGUCAGCUGUGCAUAGAGGGCGACAAGUGAGCAGUGAGUGCCAGGGGGAGAUGUUGGAUUACCGACGCAUGUUGAUGGAAGACUUUUCUUUGAGCCCUGAAAUCAUCCUGAGCUGUCGGGGGGAGAUUGAACACCACUGUUCUGGAUUACAUCGAAAAGGCCGAACCCUCCAUUGUCUGAUGAAAGUAGUUCGAGGGGAGAAAGGGAACCUUGGAAUUAACUGUCAGCAGGCGCUUCAAACACUGAUUCAGGAGACUGACCCUGGUGCAGAUUACCGCAUUGAUAGAGCUUUGAAUGAAGCUUGUGAAUCUGUAAUACAGACAGCCUGCAAACACAUACGAUCCGGAGAUCCAAUGAUCCUCUCGUGCCUGAUGGAACAUUUAUACACAGAGAAGAUGGUAGAAGACUGUGAACACCGUCUGUUAGAGCUCCAGUAUUUUAUCUCCCGAGAUUGGAAACUGGACCCUGUCUUAUACCGCAAGUGCCAGGGAGAUGCAUCUCGUCUCUGCCACACCCACGGCUGGAACGAAACCAGUGAAUUUAUGCCUCCUGGAGCUGUGUUCUCUUGUCUGUACAGACAUGCCUACCGCACGGAGGAGCAGGGCAGGAGGCUCUCACGGGAGUGCCGAGCUGAAGUCCAGAGGAUCCUACACCAGCGUGCCAUGGAUGUUAAGCUGGAUCCUGCACUCCAGGAUAAGUGCCUGAUUGAUCUGGGCAAAUGGUGCAGUGAGAAAACAGAGACCGGACAGGAGCUUGAAUGCCUCCAGGAUCAUCUUGAUGACUUGGCUGUAGAGUGUAGAGACCUAGUCGGCAACCUCACCGAGUUGGAAUCGGAGGAUAUUCAAAUAGAAGCCUUGCUGAUGAGAGCCUGCGAGCCCAUAAUUCAGAACUUUUGCCACGAUGUGGCAGAUAACCAGAUAGACUCUGGGGACCUGAUGGAGUGUCUGAUACAAAACAAACACCAGAAGGACAUGAAUGAGAAGUGCGCCAUUGGAGUCACCCACUUCCAGCUGGUGCAGAUGAAGGAUUUUCGGUUCUCCUACAAGUUUAAAAUGGCCUGCAAAGAGGAUGUGCUGAAACUUUGCCCCAACAUAAAGAAGAAGGUGGACGUGGUGAUCUGCCUGAGCACCACCGUGCGCAACGACACUCUGCAGGAAGCCAAAGAACACAGGGUGUCCCUGAAAUGCCGCAAGCAGCUGCGGGUGGAGGAGCUGGAGAUGACAGAGGACAUCCGUCUAGAACCAGAUCUGUAUGAAGCCUGCAAGAGUGACAUCAAGAACUACUGUUCCACGGUGCAAUAUGGCAAUGCCCAGAUUAUUGAAUGUCUGAAAGAAAACAAGAAGCAACUAAGUACCCGUUGCCACCAGAAAGUUUUUAAGCUGCAGGAGACAGAGAUGAUGGACCCAGAACUAGAUUAUACGCUCAUGAGGGUCUGCAAGCAGAUGAUAAAGAGAUUCUGUCCAGAAGCAGAUUCCAAAACCAUGUUGCAGUGCUUGAAACAAAAUAAAAACAGUGAAUUGAUGGAUCCCAAAUGCAAACAGAUGAUAACCAAGCGCCAGAUCACCCAGAACACAGAUUACCGCCUAAACCCUGUGUUAAGGAAAGCCUGUAAAGCCGACAUUCCUAAAUUCUGUCACGGUAUCCUGACUAAGGCCAAGGAGGAUUCGGAACUGGAAGGCCAAGUCAUCUCUUGCCUCAAGCUGAGAUAUGCUGACCAGCGCCUCUCUUCAGACUGCGAAGACCAGAUCCGGAUUAUUAUUCAGGAGUCUGCUCUAGAUUACCGACUCGAUCCUCAGCUCCAGCUGCACUGCUCAGAUGAGAUCUCCAAUCUAUGUGCCGAGGAAGCAGCAGCCCAGGAGCAGACGGGUCAAGUGGAGGAGUGCCUCAAAGUUAACCUGCUCAAAAUCAAAACAGACAUGUGCAAAAAGGAGGUGUUAAACAUGCUGAAGGAAAGCAAAGCAGACAUCUUUGUGGACCCAGUUCUUCAUACAGCUUGUGCCCUGGACAUCAAACACCACUGCGCAGCCAUCACCCCUGGCCGCGGGCGUCAAAUGUCCUGCCUCAUGGAGGCCCUGGAGGACAAGAGGGUGAGGUUACAACCAGAGUGCAAAAAACGCCUCAAUGAUCGGAUUGAGAUGUGGAGUUACGCAGCGAAGGUGGCCCCUGCGGAUGGCUUCUCUGACCUCGCCAUGCAAGUGAUGACAUCCCCCUCAAAGAACUACAUUCUCUCCGUGAUCAGUGGGAGCAUCUGUAUAUUAUUCCUGAUUGGCCUGAUGUGCGGACGUAUCACUAAACGAGUGACACGAGAGCUCAAGGACAGGUAGAGCCACCUUGACCACCAAAGGAACUACCUGUCAGUACCUAGUUUGUACAGCCCUCCUGUAUAGCGUACCCACUCACCUCGUUCUUCUCAGAGGUGCCACCAACAAACGCCGUGUUAGAGCAGCAGCAGGUACCACUGCAUUAUCCCAUCUCAGACUUCCCCCCUGUCAUGGUGUCCCUCCUCCCGACCACCUGUGCAGCAUCAGGCGCUGGCCGCUUUGGUUAUCGCCGUUGUUGGCAGACGUAGGUUUACCUGUAGACAAGUCUCUCUCAUGCCAAUGGAACCACAGGUACUUCCAGAACCAACUCAUCUGACCUGCAACUCAAAUGAUUUCUUUAAAAAAAACACUAAAAAAAAAACACAAAAAAAAAAGGAAAGAAAUUUUUAAAGAAAGGAAAAAAUGUAUAUAGUAACACACCUC